CUCUUUUCUCCUUUCUUCUCUACCAAACCCUACGAAAGAAGGUUUUCUCUCAACAUUUCUUCCCUUUCUUCCUUUCUCAAUCUCAUCACUUUCUAAUCUCCCCUUGGCUUCCAGUCAAAACCUUCAUAUUCCCCACCUUCACCAUCGCCGCUGUGAAAUCCACCUUCCAGAGGCUCCGACUACUCCGAUACUGUCUCACCGUCGCUGCCGUCAAUGGGUCAUCUUCCAUCGCACUUAGGUAACAUUUUUACUACUACUAUUAUCGUAACAAACACCCUUUAUUUUUCUUAUUUUUAUGCAUCUAAAACUACAUUCGGGAAGGAAGAGCAAAAGGGAUAAAUGGCAAAGGCAAAAAGUCAUAGUAAUGGAGACUGCCUUAAAAGGAAGAAAAAUGAAUUUACUUAAGUUUGCCGUAGUACCCAUUUCCAAGUAUAGAGGAAAAGCACAGAUGCUUGGCUACGGAUGGGCUGGAAUAUUUAGAAAAGUCCUUGUGGAUUCUCCAUACAUGUGGUGGCCAGCAAAUUUGGUUCAAGUUUCUCUUUUCAGGGCAUUGCAUGAGAAAGAGAAGAGGCCAAGAGGAGGACAUACAAGGCUCAAAAUUCUGCUACCUGUUGGUGUUUAUUGAGCUGUGUUGCCUGCUGUUAGGGUGAGUGUGCAGUGACUACGAUAUGGAGUAGGUGCUACAGUUAUAAUAGGUAAUCUCUACCCAUGUACUUUUUUUCUAUUUGCCAAAUUGUACCGUAUUUGAUCAAUGUUUACUUCAGUUUCUACUAUUGAGCCUUCCUAAGCAAAGCUCUUAAGUUAAAUAGUAGUUUUUUUUUAAUAUAAACUCUUAAGUUA
This is a messenger RNA of Cucumis melo (muskmelon), 840 nucleotides long. RefSeq names its product oligopeptide transporter 5-like. Gene Ontology annotation, molecular function: oligopeptide transmembrane transporter activity. The transcript has 3 exons. The record is from RefSeq and is a predicted model, not a curated record. Bases 296 to 625 code for a protein of 109 amino acids. Gene Ontology annotation, biological process: transmembrane transport. NCBI's taxonomy places the organism in Eukaryota, Viridiplantae, Streptophyta, Magnoliopsida, Cucurbitales, Cucurbitaceae.